AUGGCCGCCGCCGCCGGCACCCGGGAGGAGAUGGUCUACAUGGCGAAGCUAGCGGAGCAGGCGGAGCGGUACGAGGAGAUGGUCGACUUCAUGGAGAAGGUCGUGGCGGCCGCCGCGUCCUCCGAGCUCACCGUCGAGGAGCGCAACCUGCUCUCCGUCGCCUACAAGAACGUCAUCGGCGCGCGCAGGGCGUCCUGGCGCAUCGUCUCCUCCAUCGAGCACAAGGAGGAGACGCGGGGCGCCGCGGGACACGCCGCCGCCGCCAGAGGCUACCGCGCCCGCGUCGAGGCCGAGCUCUCCGGGAUCUGCGCGGGCAUCAUCCGCCUCCUCGACGACCGCCUCGUCCCCGCCGCGGCGGCCGUUGAUGCUAAGGUCUUCUACCUUAAGAUGAAGGGGGAUUAUCACCGCUACCUCGCCGAGUUCAAGACCGCUGCUGAGCGUAAAGACGCCGCCGACUCCACGCUCGCCGCAUACCAGGCCGCGCAGGACAUCGCCGUCAAGGAGCUGCCGCCCACGCACCCCAUCAGGCUCGGGCUCGCCCUCAACUUCUCCGUCUUCUACUACGAGAUCCUCAACUCGCCCGACCGCGCCUGCUCCCUCGCCAAGCAGGCCUUCGAUGAAGCUAUUUCGGAGCUGGAUACUCUUGGGGAAGAGUCCUACAAGGAUAGCACCCUUAUCAUGCAGCUUCUUCGUGACAACCUCACCUUGUGGACUUCUGACAUGCAGGAGGAUGGCAGUGAUGAAAUGAGGGAUGCAAGCAAGCCUGACGAUGAGUAG
Messenger RNA from Miscanthus lutarioriparius, 777 nucleotides. The record is from the annotation of a GenBank genome assembly. Lineage: Eukaryota; Viridiplantae; Streptophyta; Magnoliopsida; Poales; Poaceae.